AUGGUGAAGCGCAAAGGUGUCUGGGUGCGCGACUAUGACUUGCCCUCUCCAACCUAUCCCAGCGCCUCUCCAUUUCCCUCAUCUUCAACCUCGCUGUACCCCACCCCGCCGCCAGCCAAACGUGCUCGAAAAGCCGCGCCGAAAACCCAAGAUCCCGACGCGCGGCCCCUCGAAAAGCGGCUCGCCAUCUUCAAGAAGAAAUGCCCGCAGAACAUCCUCGAGCGCGUGCAUCGCGUGAUGGAGCAGCGCUUCUUUAUGGUGGACCGCCGGCGGAAUGGGAACGAGUUAAGGGAGGAGUUCAGUGUGCUGGGGUCGACUGGGAAUGUGUAUACAGUCACGAUUGAUAAAGUCCCGUCGUGCACUUGUCCGGAUUUCUUGAAGGGAAACCAUUGCAAACAUAUCGCACUUGUUCAUUUUUUUGAAAGGUACGAUCUAUCAUGCGCAGCACGCGCUACUGAUUCACACAAUCGCGUCGCAGUUCUUCAAGUAACUCAAGCAUCGGGACAUUGGUACCAAAAAGCCCUCCUGACAUCGGAACUUCAAGACAUCUUCUCCCAAGCGCCCGUCGCACCCAACGCCAUCCCCGUAGCUCCAACAGGCGUCCGCGAAGAGUUCGCCCGCGUAACGGGUCGCCCAAUCCGCGUCUCCCCAUCCCCCUCACCGUCUCCGUCUCCCCCAGCUUCACCAGACUACCGCAAUCUCGAUUUCAUCGACCUCACCGUGACGCCUCCGCGCAAGAAACAAAAAGGAAAGGAGAAGGAGAAGGGGAAGGAGAAGGAGAAAGAUAAGAGGAAGAUCCCGGGCCCGGACGAUGACUGCCCCAUCUGCUACGAAGGCAUGCACGAAGUCGACCUCAAAACGCUCGAAUUCUGCGCAGAAUGCGGUAAAGCCGUGCAUAACGAGUGUUUCGGGCAAUGGAAGACCACAGCGCGGUCGAAGGGCCACGAUAUUACCUGCGUCUACUGCCGUACGAAGUGGGCUUUCCCUGCUGCUGCCGCUUCGACGAGUGCUGCCCCUGGUCGUGCCGCUGGAAAUGCUCGCGCGAGGGUGUCGGAGGGGUAUCUGAAUCUCUCCGGUGUCGCGGGGUUGAGCCCUGUGAGGGAUACUAGCUCAUGUGAGUCAUCGCCGUCUGCGUUAAAUAUCCAUCCAAGCUACGGCUGGAAUUCGACGCGGCUUCCUCAUCUGCAACCGCAUUCGGCGUCGUCGUUCUCUCCCCUCUUGCUUGAAGCUGCAGUCGGAUGA
Molecule: messenger RNA, 1242 nt
Organism: Pleurotus ostreatus (oyster mushroom)
Lineage: Eukaryota; Fungi; Basidiomycota; Agaricomycetes; Agaricales; Pleurotaceae
Exons: 6
Coding region: 1-1242 (413 amino acids)
Molecular function (GO): zinc ion binding; ubiquitin protein ligase activity
Source: RefSeq, a predicted model, not a curated record